AUGAAACCAUCUUACAAAAUCAAAGAACCUGAUGCAUUUGACAAGUUCAUAAGUGCUGAAAUUCCUCCAGAAAGCAACCCUCACUUGCAGAGAAUUGUUUUAAGCCACAUGAUGCAUGGCCCUUGUGGCAAAGCUAACACUGAGUGCCCUUGUAUGAAACACAAGAGUAGCCCAGGCACAUGUAAGUAUGGCUAUCCAAAGACGUUUAGAGAAGAGACAAGUACACAUGAAAAUGGUUUCCCGCUUUACAGGCGGAGAAAUGAUGGCCAACAUCCAAUCAUUAGCAAGUUCGCCAUGGACAAUAGAUGGGUUAUUCCAUAUAAUCCCUAUCUCUCCGCUCUCUUUGAUUGUCAUUUAAAUGUUGAAGUUUGCUCGACCAUCCAAGCAGUGAAAUACAUAUACAAGUAUGUUUACAAAGGCCAUGACAAAAUAUCAUUCGCUGUGUCAAAUCGGAAAGACGUCAAACCAGUUGAUGAAAUUACACAGUUUCAAACUGGGUGUUGGGUUUCGCUAUGCGAGGCUUCAUGGAGGAUCUUUUCAAUUGAUCUCUUUGAAAUGUAUCCUCCUGUGCUCCCUCUUCAAGUUCAUUUGCCCAAUGCACAAACGGUACAAUUCAAUCCUAAAGAACAACUUGAUCGCAUUGUGGGAUUGUCAUGUAAGAUCUCAAACGUUGCUUACUGA
Messenger RNA from Beta vulgaris subsp. vulgaris (sugar beet), 681 nucleotides. RefSeq lists its product as uncharacterized. The record is from RefSeq and is a predicted model, not a curated record. The transcript has a single exon. The coding region runs from base 1 to 681 and encodes 226 amino acids. NCBI's taxonomy places the organism in Eukaryota, Viridiplantae, Streptophyta, Magnoliopsida, Caryophyllales, Amaranthaceae.